Gryllus bimaculatus (two-spotted cricket) is the source of this 509-nucleotide messenger RNA. Lineage: Eukaryota; Metazoa; Arthropoda; Insecta; Orthoptera; Gryllidae. The record is from the annotation of a GenBank genome assembly.
CUUCAUUUUGUUGGCGCUGGUCGUGCGAACGUUCUGUGCGAGUACUUUGUGAAUGUGUGAAGUGAUGGCUACGAUAACAGAGUCAAAAGUAAACAGCUGAUUUUAUUUUAAUUUUUCGGGUGAGGUUUGUGUUCUAAAUGUUGUCAAAAUGCCUGUUCGGAAAUAUAGAAGAGACACAAGUGAAGUUAGUUGCUGUUUGAAAUAUGUUAUCUUUGGAUUUAACGUGAUGUUUUGGGUGAGUGAAAUGAAUGAAUUCCACGUACAUGACUGAGCACCGGAAAAAAAUCUUGAAUGACAACGGUAACUACGAUAAUGACGAGGAAAAUGACAGUCAAGAAGAUGGCGAGAACGGAAUCGUGAAGAACGAGAAAAACGCUGGUGACGACGUUUAUGAUGCCCGUGGUGAGAACGACGGUGACGUUUGUGAGGACAAUCGUGAGGACAACGACUUUUUUGAUGACUUUGGCCAGGUUGACGACGGUUAUGCUGAGUGGUGUGGACGACAUUAG